Molecule: messenger RNA, 4617 nt
Organism: Procambarus clarkii (red swamp crayfish)
Lineage: Eukaryota; Metazoa; Arthropoda; Malacostraca; Decapoda; Cambaridae
Source: RefSeq, a predicted model, not a curated record
GGGUCAGUGGCGCAGGUGUGGCUGACAACGGAGCGUGCGUUGUGUUGUGCCUGGCUCACGCCUCUUGACUGACCCGUCCUCAAGUGCUCACACACCGCUAUUUUGGUGGCCUCAUACACCCUCUCGCUUCACCACUAGUGCCUCCUGACCUCUGCUAACGACUCACAAGACCACCUCCUCAACCUUGACACAGGAGGAUGGAUCGACGUCUGGUGAUGGUUGGCGUCCUUGUCAUGUUGAUGUCGAGUGGGGCGGUGGGCGCCAACUGGUUCACGGAGCAGUGGAACAGCCUCUCCUCCUCCGUCUCUGGCUUCUGGGCGCAGACUUCCCAGCUCUUUGACAAGACCUACAGCACCUUGAGGAAGCGGUUCAGCACAAUAUCAAUGGAGAUGAAAGGAUGGUUCAAGAACAAGUCUUUCUCCAACGCCACGGCCUCCCAGAUGCUCAACAAGAUCCCUGUAGACGGCUGGAGGGAGAUGCACCCGGCGAUGCUAAUGACUGCCAGCAAGUCCGAGGUCACCAACCUCAUAGAGAUGGGAGCCGGCAAGGUCCCCCAGAGGUUCCUCGAUGAGUUGAACCGUAUGACGCUCAUCACCCAGACGGACGAGGAGGUUAUCAACAUGAUCCAGAGUGAAGUCGGCCAGUGUAGCACGCUGAUAUCAACUGCUGGAACAUCGUCUGCUCCUGGCUGUGAGCUAACACUGAGUGAAAUCGUGACCCUGGUGUCAAGGCUGGGUGACCCCGCCAAGUGGUCUCCUCAGAACGUGACUGACCUCGGCCCAGUUCUCUUCCUGCUACCCGUCUGUGUCGACAAGGUCCAGAACGACUCUACUGCCCAGGCGGUCAUGGGGGUCCUCAAGAUGUGUCUGACAGCCAACCCCGACCCUAACUGCCUUCAACCGGGUCAACUGUGGAACCUUAUCCAGAUGAUGUCCCUUCGCUUGGAAGGCCCGCCGUCUUCCUGGGGGCAGAGCAGUGUCGCCAACAUAGGUGGUAUCAACAUGAUACCUGACUAUGCUGUCGUCUAUCUCAGUGAUUCCUUAAUUAAGAUGUUCAAGCCGGAUAUUGUUAAGGUGCAGAUCCCGGCCACAAAGUACCAGGUGUGCGAGAGCUGGAAGGCAGCGCUCUGUAAAGCCGAGCAGUGUACCGGCAUGACAGCUGCAGCUGACACCGCGUGGUACAACAGCCUGGGCACUCUGCAGGUGUGUAUGGGACCCUCAGACCUGUCACCAGCUGGACAAGCUGAUCCCACUCUCCAGACCAUAACAUACAACAUCUCCAAACUUAGGGGCAAGGAUAUGAACCCUCAGGACGCCAGCAUCAUCCUGCAGGACGCACUGUCGAGCAAGACCAUCGACAACAUCACCAAGCAAGAUGUUGAUGCUCUGGGAGGGCCAUUGAUGAUGAGGGCUCCUGCCUGCUACCUGAAGGCCGCCGCCAGGCGUGGGCUGCUCACCACAGUCCUGCCAUACAUGGACUCUAGUGUUAUGAGGGUCCAAGGUCCAGAGUUCUCAGCUAAGAUGAAUGCACUGAUGAAGGCGGACAUGGCGACGGCCUUUACCAACGGCGUGUUCACACUCACCCAGCUCAUCGACUCCUUGAAGAUCCUUAUCAGCCCGGACCUCCUCAAGGGCCAGAGCAAGGCAAUCUGGAAGCAGAUUGUCGACAAGGCUCAUGCCACAAGUCAGCCAUUGACGACUUACCAAAUUGACGUCAUUAUGUCACAGCUGCCGCCGACGGACCUGUCCUCGUACACCCCGCUCUUCAAGGAGUACGCCCCCACCAGGAAGAUUGGAGGUCUUGGGCAGGGCAGCCUGUCCGUGCUCGCCAGAGACAUGUCACCCUACUCCCUGCCAUGCCUGCGGGGUGCCAACGUGACCUUCGGAGGAGCAGUUAACCUGACGGCCACCGUGGUCAGCCAGGGCAUAAACUUCCUGCCCUGCAUGAGUGCCGCUGAUGCCAUGAAGGUGGUUCCUAAGGACCUCUUUAAGGUGUUCGAUGCUAUCAAGGUGUCUGGUAAACCUCUGUCCAUGGCAGCAUGCCGAGUGUUCAGAGACAAGUUGACGGACUGGGCCGCCACUAACAUGCCCACCGGACUCAAGUCCCUCACUGAUGUUGGCCAGCAACUCUUCCUCAAAGAUGUGACGAGUAUCCCACCGUGUGUCGCCGUGGACAUGGGAGACAUUGCCCUGCAAGUGCUGAACGGGGAGAUGAAGCAGGUGUUGUUGAUGCAGAUGUGUAAGGCCAACGUCCUCUCCACCAUCCCCCAGGACGGCAGGCGCCUCUUCAUCAACUCUAUUGUCAGUGACAUGAUGGGUACGUCGGGAGCCCAGCUGGGAAUAUGUGAGCUAAACAAGCUUGGUAACUGUGCAUUUGACCUCAAUGCGGAUAACUUGAAGAAAAUGGACGAAUUCGCCUCCUACGAGUUCAUCAAACGUCUCCAGAAAGCCUUCAUGAGCCCGGUGCCUCCAUGCCUCGACCAGUCGCAGCAGCAACAGAUUGAGCAGAUGCUUAUCAAUGUCAGAGGGCCCACCAACACCUGGAAGGAUGCAAGUGACGUCAGUUGUCUCCUAAGAACGCUCACCAGCACCAACUUAAUGGGGAUCCCGGAUGAGGUCUACACCUCGACGUCUUGCAACAUUAUGAUGUCACCCUUCGAAGAUGGUCAGCCGGCGGCGUGCAAGAUUGGUGCUAUAGUGGAAGACGAGACCAUCGCUGUUGACCAGACCAAGACUUGCAUCGCCCUGAGGCAGGCAGGAGGCGCUACCACAGCCUGCGACAAGAUCUCAUGCGGGGGAGUUGCUGUGAUGUCUGCUGCUGAGAUCAGAAAUCUUCAGCUGCAGGAUGUGAAGGACAACCUGGCUGACCUCAGCUCCCAGGACAUGAGCAUGGACAAGGCUAUGGCCCUGGCUGACGCGGUGAGGCAGCUGAGAAACCAGGGUAACCUGACGCAGGAGGAGCUGACUAAACUUGGCUACAUCUACCAGGCCUUCACCAAGGACGACAUAAACAACAUUACCACGUGGAACACUCCAGCAGCCAAGGAGAUGAUCUUCUGGAUGGGAAUGAUGACCUCCAUGUCUGAUGAGGCAAUGAGAGCACUCAGGGACAAGAUACUAACCAACUACAAGAGCACAUCGAGCAUGACUUCACAGGACCUGAUGCUGCUGGGGCGAGUGGUGUGCUUCCUCACUCAAGACCAGAUCAACGCCAUUCCCUCCACCGCUUUCCUGGACGCCAUGAGGUACUUGGGCAUCCUGGACUGUAGUGGUCAGAACAGCACUGUCAACCUGGCCGCCAGAGCUGUUGCUGCCUACAGCAGUGACAACAGAAACAUCCAGUACUGGGACCCUGCCACGGUGAGCGAGAUGGGACUCCUGAUGGGUGGUCUCAGCCCAGAGAGCUUGGCCAUGAUGCCUGACAGAGCCUUCUCAGGUCUGACCUCAGCUGGCAUACAAUCUAUUCCCCCCGGUGUCUUGAAGGUGAUGAAGGUGCCCCAGAUCAAGAACCUGAGCCCCACGACGGCGGCAGCCAUCUCCUCCAGCCAGAUGUCACAGUUCAACUCUGAGAUGAAGGUGGCGCUUCAGGGCGUGUUGCCCUCGACGGGUCCAGGAGGUGGAGCUCCAGAACUGCGUGUCUCCAGCCGCCUGGUGGCCCUGACCCUGGCACUGGUUGUGGUGACGACAUAGGCCUACCUGAACCAACAUGUGGGUUGGGCCUACUUGGAACCCCUCCCCCCCCACCCCCACCCCCUCACUGGAGCCCCAGCCUGCCUCCCUCCCUCCCACAGAUCACACAACCAUUAUAUGCUCUAUAUUAAAACACUGUGUAUAUACAUCUACAGAUUUUGGUCCUACUCAGAAAUUUUAUAUUAUUUAAACUUUUUUAAUUCCACUUACGUAUUUCAGUUUUCAAAAGUAUAUCAUUCUUGCUAACAGGCAGUUAUCGAUUACUUUCAAAUUAUCAUGUCAGUUUUAACAAAUAUUUGUUGCAAGGCCGUGAAUAAUUAUUGCAAAGUGUAUUAAGUGUUUACUUAUUAUAUAAUUAUUUGAUUUGGUACCCGGUGGUGCCCGGGUCGACCCCAGAAGGUUAGGCAAUGUAAUUGGUGGUAGUAUGGGUUGAUCUUAUGCUUCACUCGACCCCAGGCAUCGACCUCGACCCGCCUGUGACAGUCCUUGCUCUAUAUUUAUAUAUUCAAAAUGUUGUAAAGUAAUAACAUUCUAGGGGACCAGACCACUUACCUGCAACCUAUUUCGUGUGGGGGAGGCGGGGAGGAGGGUCCCAUUGGAGCCGAUCUCCUCUUUUAAUAGGACCAAUGGGGCCUACCCAUGACGUGGCGAUGAUAGACCCCUACCCCCCCCCCCCACCCCCCCACAUUCACCCUGCAAAGGUGGGGGACUAGCCAUGAGCGUCUGGCCUCUUCAACCUUGGCCAGAAAACAUAACCUGAUAUUCUCUCUUAUUGAUAUGUAGUAUCCUUUACAUAUAUUAAGACAAUCAGUAUAUAGUGUUGGAAUUUUUUAAGUUUUUUGUUAUCAAAUUUAUUAAAAAGUUUAUUGUAAAAAGGAUUUAAGAUGAUAUGUUAUUUAAAAUAAAUCAGAUGAAUAUGAUGUGUUAU